Molecule: messenger RNA, 3405 nt
Organism: Branchiostoma floridae (Florida lancelet)
Lineage: Eukaryota; Metazoa; Chordata; Leptocardii; Amphioxiformes; Branchiostomatidae
Product: organic cation transporter protein-like
Exons: 12
Coding region: 11-1825 (604 amino acids)
Biological process (GO): transmembrane transport
Cellular component (GO): membrane
Molecular function (GO): transmembrane transporter activity
Source: RefSeq, a predicted model, not a curated record
CAAACAGUGAAUGCUUAAAGAAUGCCAAGAAAUACUUGUUGGUGCCACGCCAAAUAAGACGCUUUGCUGGACGAUUCGCCUUGGAGGAACAAGUGCUGAAGAAAUCACAGACCCAGAAGACACAAUGUUACCAUUCGACGAGAUAUUAACCAAGUAUCUGGGUGAGUUCGGUCUGUACCAGGGAUGGGUUCUCUUCCUGAUGUGCUUCGCGGAGAUCCCCGUGGGCUUCCACCAGGUCGCCUCGGUGUUCCUGGCCGCCGUGCCCGCCUACCACUGCGCGGUGCCCGGGCUCGUCACAAGCCGAGACUGCCAGCCAAUUCUCCAGGCACUGGAGAUGAGCAUCCCCUGGACUCAAGAGAAGAACGAGAGUCGGCAAUACCGUCAGUGCACAAGGUAUAAUCUUACAGAACAAGAUUACAAUGUGAGCUACGCGGACUUCUGGCAGAGCCACACCCCCGAGAGUCUGUCAGCCGGCGGGACCAUCAGCUGUGACAGGGGGUGGGAGUACGACUGUACCACCUUCACGUCUACUAUAGUCACAGAAUGGGACAUCGUGUGUUCAGGCGGCUGGUUGAAGCGCCUGACCACAGCCCUGUACAUGGUGGGGGUGAUGGUGGGAGCGGUGGUGUUUGGGGACCUGGCGGACAGGUUGGGCCGCCGCCCGUCCUACCUCCUGAGCUUGUUGAUCCAGUGUGUGUUCGGUGUGGCCGCUGCCUUCGCACCCAACCUGGCUCUCUUCGUCAUCUUCCGCUUCUUCGUGGGCGCCGCCACGUCAGGGGUCAUCAUCGUGUCUUGUGUGAUGGUUGCCGAGUUUGUGGGCCCGAGUGAGCGGGUGAAGGUGGGCGUGUUCCGCCCCUUGUUCUUCGCGGUGGGUGAAAUCAUCUUCGCGGGGAUCGCGUACGGGAUCCGCGACUGGAGAAUGCUGCAGCUCGCCAUCUCACUUCCAAACUUACUCUUUAUUCCGUACUUCUGGGUGUGCCCGGAGAGUCCGCGAUGGCUGAUGUCACGUGAUCAGCAGAGGGCUAAGGAAAUCACACUGAGCAUGGCGAGGAUGAACAAGGUCGAAGUCCCGGAUGAAGCUUUCGUAUCAGGAGAUCCCGAAUCCAUCAAGGAAGAGGCUUCUAGAAAGUACAGCAUCGUAGACUUACUGCGCACGCCCAACAUGAGGAUGAGGUCAUUCAAGUGCUUCUACGUCUGGUUCACGUGCAGUCUGGUAUUCUACGGCUUCUCCCUAAACAUCACGGACCUCAGCGGAAACAUCUACCUCAACUUCCUUAUCUCUUCCAUCAUGGAGAUCCCCGGCUACCUGUCCCUGCUGUACCUACAGGAGAGAUUCGGGCGGAAGAUCCCAGUUUUCACCUACCUGUUCCUGACGGGCCUGGGACUCAUAAUUGUCACCGUCCUCCCACCAGGUGACAGCCGUGUGGCUGUAGCGAUGCUGUCUAAGUUGUGCAUCACCGGAGGGUUUCAGGGUAUCAUGAUCUACUCCAUAGAGCUCUUCCCUACUGUUGUCAGAAACACCGGUAUGGGUUCCUCCUCCAUGGCCGCCCGUUUUGGCGCCACCAUCUCGCCCUUCCUAUGGCUCCUAGCGGAUGUGUGGCGCCCUGCACCCUACCUGCUGUUCAGCAUCAUGACCAUCCUGGCCGGGCUGCUGUGCAUGCUGCUGCCCGAGACUAAAGGUCUGCAACUGCCGCAGACUCUGGAGGAUGGGGAGGAGUUUGGGAGGGGCGUUACCAAGAAGAUGAUAGACUCAGCCCUUACUGCUCUCAAACUCAAGAAGGGAAACGUUGAGGUGGAGGACAGGGUCCAAGACACAAAGGCAUGAAGGAUAUAGAUAAGGGACGUCAGCCAAAAUUGCUGGGUGGUCUCCAUUAAGUGCAAGUUUUUAUGCAUUCAAAGCCUGUCUAAUUGCCAACAUGCAACUUAUCAACACUUCACAUAACAAACAUUUGCUUUGAUAACUUAACUGUAUAGGGAGUCAAGGACAUGUCAUCAUCAUGUAUUUAACUUUACUUUCUUAUCCUCAGCUUUAAGUGACUAAAAUAUCUUGUGUAUAAUGAUUAAAUGCACCAGUGCCAGUACUUGAUACUGGAGAGCACCCAUUGUAUAUACACCUACACUUCUCAUCAAUUGGGAAAUGUUCUGGUGUUGGUGUGAAUGCAUGUGCAGUUUGUAUGCAAGUCUAUGGGUAUGUAUAUGCAUGUUAAGGUUGUGUGUUUGCCUCUGUAUGUGGGUGAUUUAUAUACUAUAUGAUACCUCUAUCUGCAUGUGGUUGUAUAUGUAUGUGCACCUUUGUGGGGUAAUAAGCCCAUAAGACCUAACCCCAUUCCUUUGUCAAGGUGACAUCAGUAAUCAGUAGCAGGUAUGACUUCAUCAGUUGAGAGAUGGCUACCAUAAAAUAUAUGCUGUCAUAAGUGUAGUGUUCUGCAGAUUAUGACAACUUCUAAUUUGGAUGUUGUGGAAACUCCAUAUUUCAACUGGAUAUCACAGUAAUGUCAUGAGUGUUUCCAUGGAACAUCUGAUAUUGUCUAAAUGUAUAACAGUUUACAAUAUGAAGAAUUUUCUACGUGAUAAAUUUGGUACAACACACAUACACCGACAAAUGCUUCCUUACUGCAUUGUUGUAUAACAGUAAAAAGGAAGACACAUGUCAUAACUGAAUACUACAAAAUCUUACAGGUACAUGUACAGAUCACUCAACCAAACUAUUUUGGGUGGGUUCUUCCCACUUGCAGUUUAAUAGAAAAUCUAACGUGAAGAAAAUCUAUGCAUCAAAAUAUAAUGUGUGUAUGAAAAUAUAACAAUUUGGGUUACUCUACUACAGGGUAUUAGUACUAACGUUAGGCCACACCAAUUUAAUUUCUUGGUUCUCGGAUUUUUUCAGAAAAAUGUUGGGGUGGUCGGUCGAAAAAAAAAAGAAAAAAAAAUUGCAAAAAGUCUGCGAUUAACUUAUAUAACACAAAAAAAAACAAGGUAAGUAGUCAAGUUUUCAGCUUUUCAUGGCAUUAUUUAUCCAACGAAUCUCUUCCUUCGAUUUUAUACCACUGUUCUGAUCAUGUGACUGCAAAUAAGCGCUCUGAUUGGUUUAUCAGCAGUAUGUGCCCCUGGAAUGGGGUUUUUUAAAGGUCUGUAAUAGCAAACCUAUAUUAUUUUUCUUGGGACAAAAUUUUUUUUUUUCAAAUCGGAAAAAAAUGGGGCGGAAAUCCGAGAACCAACAAAUUAAAUUGAUGUGGCCUUAUAUGUAAGAAAAUAAGCAUACAAAGCAACUGUCAUGGUUUGUUCUUGAUAAAGGCACAUGAUCAUGUGAUCAUUUCCAACAAUGGUCCAAACUACAUUAUUUCUCUGUACAUGAUGAAUGGAGUUUCCAUUUCUGGCACAUAAUAAACUGGGCAGUUUCUACCUCUA